Malassezia vespertilionis is the source of this 1785-nucleotide messenger RNA. Its product is annotated as [pyruvate dehydrogenase (acetyl-transferring)]-phosphatase. Bases 1 to 1785 code for a protein of 594 amino acids. NCBI's taxonomy places the organism in Eukaryota, Fungi, Basidiomycota, Malasseziomycetes, Malasseziales, Malasseziaceae. The transcript has a single exon. Gene Ontology annotation, molecular function: protein serine/threonine phosphatase activity. The record is from RefSeq and is a predicted model, not a curated record. Gene Ontology annotation, biological process: protein dephosphorylation.
AUGCAUGCGCGCCAAUCUCCCGGUGAUCACGGCGUCCGUAAGUACAGCACAAAGCAGGCCACGUUUGCCAUUCCUGUGCGCAGACAGACGCCUGGCGAUCCAUCGUUCAAAGUGAUCACGCCGCUCUCGCAGGCCGAGGUAGAUACCCGUCUGCGCGCGCACGAACGAAGCACCAAGAUCGAGCGCCCGCCGGGCGCCUGCCUCGUCGCGCGCUAUGAUACCAAUACGGUCGCGAGCAAUGACCCGAUUGAAGAUAAGCACGCCGAGGUUAUUGUCGAGCGCGACCGCGGGGUCGACGAGCCGCUUCCGAAAAGUACGCAACCGCCAGACGCGCCCCGUGGCGAUCUGUGCUUCUUUACAGUGAUGGAUGGGCACGGCGGGCCGGACACCUCGACCAUGCUCUCGGAAAAACUGGUUGCCUUUGUAGCGCUCGAGCUCGAUAAAGUCUUCCGCGAGACGGGUGAGUAUGCCAAGAUGGGCCGCUCGCACGUCUCCACCACCUCGGCCAUCUGGCACUCGCUUUUUGGCGGCGAUAAGAACGCUGCGAGCCAUCGACUGGCUACAUCCGCACUGGACGGCGAUCCUGCGAUUGUGCAGCGUGCAAUUGUCAAGGGCUUCCGUGGGCUCGACAAGGAAAUUGUUACUACGCCGCUCGAGCUCCUGAAACAGUGCGAGCUGAGCCUUGCGGCGGCCAAGACUAGUCACAUCGCUGCGCCGGGCGAAGCGACCAACUCUCUCUCCUCGUUGGCCCAUACAAUAUGGCCGUCCAACAUCAGCGGCCAGGCGAGCAGCUCGCCUUUCGUGACAGUCUCGCAGACAACCGCCCAGGACGCCAUGCUCCCUGCACUUAGCGGCAGCUGCGCACUGAUGCUGUAUGUCGAUAGCGCCCGCCGCGACUUGUACGUCGCCAAUACGGGCGACUCGCGCGCCGUCGCUGGCUACUGGGACGAGCGCAACAGCCGAUGGGAAGUCGAGGCACUUAGCGUCGACCAAACGGGACGCAACCCCGAAGAGCUGAAGCGCAUACAGCGCGAGCAUCCCUCAGACGAAAACGAUACCGUCAUCCAGCGCGGCCGUGUGCUUGGUGGCCUCGAACCGACGCGCGCUUUUGGCGACGCGCGCUACAAGUGGGAUGCAAGCACACAAAAAAGACUCUACGAUGCGUUCUGGCCCGGCGGGUAUACCAAGCUGCGCCCCCCACCGCGCAAUCUAAAGACGCCGCCGUAUGUGACUGCCGAACCCGUCGUUGCCUACCGCAAAGUCACGCUGGCCCAGCCAGAAGCGCACGACGCGCAUCAUGCUUCGCCUCAAACGGCCGCGCCCCAGCGCCAGCUACGCUUCAUUAUCAUGGCAUCCGACGGUCUAUGGGAUCUAAUGUCGAACCAAGAAGCGGUCGGCUUGGUUGCCGGCCACUUGGCUGGCAUCCGUGGCACUGUCCGCGCCGCCGAUCUGCAGCAGCGGUGCUUCCAGCCUGCGACGCCCGCGCCCGCGCCCGCCACAUCGGAACGCGCCGAGGAUGAAAAGCCGCAGCACCCACUGAACAAGUCACCGAACCACUUGCAGUCGUUCACCUUUGAGGACGAUAACCUCAGCACUCAUCUUUUGCGCAACGCGUUUGGCGGCGCCGCACGCGAACGUGUACAGGGCUUGCUGGCGAUUCCCAGCCCCGAAUCACGGAGGUACCGCGACGAUAUCACUGUCAACGUCAUCCUUUUCCACACAACGCAGCCCGCCCGGGGCGACACAAAAGCGCCGGUUAGCGACCCCGCGCGCGCAAAGUUGUAG